This is a messenger RNA of Aspergillus bombycis, 3657 nucleotides long. RefSeq names its product DNA-directed RNA polymerase III core subunit RET1. Gene Ontology annotation, molecular function: ribonucleoside binding; DNA-directed RNA polymerase activity; DNA binding. Bases 1 to 3657 code for a protein of 1218 amino acids. Lineage: Eukaryota; Fungi; Ascomycota; Eurotiomycetes; Eurotiales; Aspergillaceae. Gene Ontology annotation, biological process: DNA-templated transcription. Gene Ontology annotation, cellular component: RNA polymerase III complex. The record is from RefSeq and is a predicted model, not a curated record. The transcript is spliced from 3 exons.
AUGCCUCCUCGUAGGAAGCCACAGGCUCCUGCCGCGCGAUCUGCAGACGCUAUGACAGCGUCGAGAAGAGCAGCUGCAGGGCCUUCAUCGACACAGAAGCGUUCAUCCGUGUCGAAACAGGCAUCGAAUCCUACACAGCCGGAGCCAAGCGUCGAGGAGCAGAAUAACCAAGCCGACGAACACCCGCAUGUACCAUACCGCCACCGCGAUCCUUUCGAUGCGCUCCUAGAGCCCUUCUAUUACAACAAGUCUUUGACUGAUCCGAUCAAUACCGCCAAGGAUAAAUGGAAUUUGUUGCCGGCAUUCUUGAAGGUGAAGGGGUUGGUCAAACAGCACAUUGACUCAUACAACUACCUCGUGGAAGUACAGUUGAAAAAGAUCGUUGAGUCGAGCUCUAUCAUCCGUAGUGAUAUAGAUCACAACUUUUACAUUAAGUUUACCGACAUUUAUCUGGGAGCUCCGCGACGUGCAGACGAACAGCAAGACGCUGGCCCGGGAUUUUCAGGGUCGACCGUGAGUCCCCAGGAAUGCCGACUUCGUGAUACCACAUACGCGGCCCCGAUUCAAGUUGAUUUCGAAUAUGUACGUGGUCGUCAACGUGUGAAGAAGACGGGCUAUUCCAUUGGCCGCAUGCCGGUCAUGCUUCGUAGCUCGAAAUGUGUUCUGUCCGAUAAAACCCCGGCAGAGAUGACUGUGUUGAAUGAAUGUCCUUUGGAUCCUGGUGGUUACUUCAUUGUGAACGGUACAGAAAAGGUUAUUCUCGUCCAAGAACAGUUGAGCAAGAACAGAAUUAUCGUUGAAACGGACCCGAAGAAGGAAAUCGUGCAGGCGUCCGUUACCAGUUCCUCCAAUGAGCGCAAAUCUAAGAGUUAUAUCGUCCUAAAGAAGGACAAGCUUUACGUGAAACAUAACGUGCUUAGCGAGGAUAUCCCUAUCGUCAUUUUGCUGAAAGCAAUGGGCAUCCACACCGACAAGGAGAUGCUCCUUCUUGUUGCCGGUAUUGAUAAAGUGUACCAGGAAGACUUUGCGAUCAACUUUGAGGAGGCCAUUAAGCUCGGAAUCUACACACAGCAGCAAGCUUUGGACUGGAUUGGCUCUCGAAUUAAGAUCAACCGCGGCAAACAAAACAAUUAUCGCCGGACCCAUGUGCAAGAAGCUGUCGAAGCCAUUGCAUCCGUCAUAAUAUCCCAUAUUGAAGUAAAAGACCUGAACUUUCGACCAAAGGCAGUCUAUGUUGCUCACAUGGCGCGUCGUGUUCUUAUGGCUAAGAACGAUCCUUCGCUGGUAGAUGACCGUGACUACCUUGGUAAUAAGAGAUUGGAAUUGGCUGGUCAGCUACUGGCCCUCCUUUUCGAGGAUCUGUUCAAGAAGUUUUGCUUUGAUAUCAAAAUGAAUGUUGACAAGGUCUUAAAUAAACGCAACAGAGCUGAGGCUUUUGAUGCCUGGACUGUUAUGAGCAUGCACGGCAACCAUAUCACCCAAGGUAUGAAUCGUGCUAUCUCGACGGGUAACUGGAGCUUGAAGCGUUUCCGUAUGGAGCGUGCUGGUGUUACUCAUGUGCUCAGUCGACUGAGCUAUAUUGCGGCACUGGGUAUGAUGACUCGUAUUAGCAGUCAGUUCGAGAAAACCCGAAAGGUCAGCGGUCCCAGAGCUCUACAACCGUCUCAAUUUGGCAUGCUUUGUCUUGCAGAUACACCAGAAGGUGAAGCUUGUGGUCUUGUGAAGAACUUAGCGCUUAUGACCCAUAUCACGACCGAUGACGAAGAAGGCCCGAUAAGAAACUUGAUCUUCAUUCUAGGCGCAGAAGAUAUUUCCACUCUUGGUGGAAAGGAGCUUUACGGCCCUGGUUGCUACACUAUCUCUAUCAACGGAACACCGAUGGCACUGACGCGUCGCCCGAAGUAUUUCCUUGAUGCUUUCCGGAGAUUGCGUCGAAUGGGCAGAAUUUCGGAGUUUGUCAGUAUUUAUAUUAAUCACCACCAGCGUGCUGUUCAUGUUGCUACCGAUGACGGACGAAUUUGCCGCCCGCUUAUUGUUGUCGAGAACGGAAAGACCAGGGUUAGAGCGCAUCACUUGAAGAAAUUGCGCGAGGGAGCCAUGUCGUUUGAUGACUUUCUUGCUCAAGGUCUAGUCGAGUAUCUGGAUGUCAACGAGGAGAAUGACUCGUUGAUCUCAAUCUAUGAAAAGGAUAUUACUGAGGCCACGACUCACCUGGAAAUCGAGCCCUUCACCGUUCUUGGUGCUGUCGCCGGCCUGAUCCCUUACCCACACCACAAUCAGUCGCCGCGUAACACGUACCAAUGUGCUAUGGGUAAACAAGCUAUUGGCGCAAUCGCAUCCAAUCAAUUCCUUCGCAUUGACUCAAUCCUCUAUCUCAUGGUGUAUCCGCAAAAGCCUAUGGUCAAGUCUCGCACUAUUGAGCUGACGAAAUACGAUCAACUACCAGCCGGUCACAAUGCCAUGGUCGCAGUAAUGAGUUACUCCGGCUACGAUAUUGAGGAUGCUUUAGUUCUGAAUAAGGGGUCUGUUGAUCGUGGUUUCGGACGUUGCCAGGUGUUUAAGAAAUCCGUCGCCAACUUGAAGAGUUAUUCCAACGGUACCAAGGACAUCUUGAUGCCACCAGAGUAUGACAAUGACGCCCCCAUACGGAAACAUGCUCUUCUUGAGAGCGAUGGUUUAGCUGCAGUUGGUGAGCAGGUCAAUGCUGGCGAAGUCUACAUCAACAAAUCUACUCCUGAUCAAUCUCUUGCCUCCGGAUUUCCUGGCUCUGAGAUAGGUCGGCCAGUCAAAUACACGCCUACACCUAUGACAUAUAAGCUGCACGACCCUGCGUAUAUUGACCAAGUUCUUGUCUCCACGACAGAGAACGAAAACCAACUCAUCAAGGUGCUUACCCGCCAAACCCGUCGACCCGAGGUGGGUGAUAAGUUCUCUUCUCGUCACGGACAAAAGGGUGUCGUGGGUAUCAUUGCCGACCAGGCCGAUAUGCCUUUCACAGAUCAAGGAAUCAACCCUGACAUUAUCAUGAACCCUCAUGGUUUCCCUUCUCGAAUGACUGUCGGGAAAAUGUUGGAACUUGUCGCCGGAAAGGCUGGCGUCCUGGCGGGCCAGCACGGGUACGGAACUUGUUUCGGUGGCAGUCCUGUCGAGGAAAUGUCCCAGAUUCUUAUCGACAAGGGAUUCAGCUACGGUGGUAAAGAUUACCUCACCUCGGGAAUUACUGGCGAGGCGCUACCAUUCUACGUCUUCACCGGCCCCAUCUACUAUCAGAAACUCAAGCACAUGGUUCAAGACAAGAUGCAUUCUCGUGCUCGUGGUCCUCGAGCCAUCCUCACUCGCCAGCCAACGGAAGGUCGUUCCCGUGAUGGCGGUCUCCGUCUAGGUGAGAUGGAGCGUGACUGUUUGAUUGCCUACGGAACUAGUCAGCUUCUCCUCGAGCGACUGAUGAUCUCGUCAGAUCGUCACGAGAUCGAUGUCUGCGAGCAGUGCGGCUUCAUGGGCUAUCUGAACUGGUGUCAGCGCUGUAAAUCCUCGCGGAGUGUGGUCAAGAUGGCCAUCCCAUACGCAGCUAAGCUUCUUAUUCAGGAGCUGAUGAGUAUGAAUGUUACGGCAAGGUUGAAACUAGAGGACGAGUUCCCAGAAACAAGGGGAAUGUAA